AUGUUCAUAUCUGCUGAAGGAGAAACUCUUGUACUGCCAAAGAAAAUCCGUAUAAGAAGUGGUAUAGAACAAUGGCUGGUAAAUGUAGAGAAAACCAUGUUUGAUCUAGUAAAAAAAUUUGUAAGUCAAGGAGUUGAUGACUGGUACUACCAACAGUUUUCCCUAUGGGUGCUGUCUCAUCCAGGACAAGUGGUACUCACUGUGAGCAAGAUCAUAUUUUAUAACGAUUGUAUCAAAAGUUUUGUGAGUUCUCAUCCAAAAAAAGAGGUGGAAAAAGUCCAUGCUGGUAUGAUACAUAGUCUAGAAGAGGUUGCAGAGUUGGUGGUGCUGGAUACUCACAACUCUCGAGCAAAAGUUGUACUAGGGGCAUUGCUUACCCUGUAUGUUCACUGCAGAGACAUAGUGAGAGAUUUACUACUCAAAAGUAUUUUCAAUGCAGAUGAUUUUGAGUGGACAAGACAUUUGCAAUAUAAAUGGAAUGAGAAACAAAAGUUGUGCUAUGUAUCUCAAGGAGAUGCCAGCUUUACAUAUGGCUAUGAGUACUUGGGCUGUACCCCAAGACUGGUGAUUACACCUCUCACUGACAGAUGCUGGCUAACUCUCACCGGAGCACUACACUUGAACUUAGGAGGUUGCCCUGCUGGUCCAGCUGGUACAGGAAAAACUGAGAGUGUUAAAGAUCUAGCAAAAUCCUUAGGCAAACAUUGUGUAGUCUUCAACUGUUUUGAGAAUUUGGAUUAUAAGAUAAUGGGGAAAUUCUUCUUUGGACUGGUUGAGACAGGAGCUUGGUGUUGUUUCGAUGAAUUCAAUCGAAUUGAUGUGGAAGUUCUCUCUGUGAUUGCCUCACAGAUGCUAACAAUUAAGGCAGCAAAAGACAGCUAUUCUGUCAGGUUUGUACUGGAAGGAAAAGAAAUUCGUAUAAAUAUGUCUUGUGCAGUAUUUGUCACCCUAAAUCCUGGAUACAAAGGUCGAGUGGAACUCCCAGAUAACUUAAAAUCUCUGUUUCGCCCAGUGGCAAUGAUGGCUCCCCAUUAUCAAAUGAUUGCUGAAGUAAUGCUGUUUUCUGUUGGUUUCAAAUCUGCAAAAUUACUUUCUGGAAAGCUAGUUAACAUUUAUGAAUUAGCUAGCAAGCAACUCUCGCAACAGGACCAUUACGAUUUUGGCCUGAGGUCUCUGAAGACAGUUUUAGUGAUGGCUGAGAAGAAGAAACGGGAGCUUAAAUGUGACAUUUCUGAAACAGAGGAAACUCUGAUAAUUAUUGAAGCUAUGAGAGAAGCUAGCUUACCGAAAUUUCUUCCUAAAGAUGUCCUACUUUUUGAAAAGAUUAUGAGAGAUGUUUUUUGUGGAGCGACAGUUUCGAAAGUAAAUCAGAUUGUCUUGGAGAAACUAGUAGAGAUUGCAACACAACAGUUGGGCUUACAACAGUGGCCAGCUCAAAAAGAGAGAAUCAUACAGUUUUAUAAUCAACUUCAGGUUUGUGUUGGUGUGAUGUUAGUGGGUCCAACAGGUGGGGGAAAAACAACAGUCAGAAGAAUUUUAGAAAGAGCAUUAACACUAUUACCAGUUGAAGAAUUCCUAUUGACUGAGGAAAGGGACUCUAUUUCACAGAUUUCAGGAAGAAGAGGUAAAAUAGAUAUUUGUAUUUUAAAUCCAAAGUGUAUCACUCUCAGUGAACUAUAUGGACAUCUGGAUCCUAAUACUAUGGAAUGGGCUGAUGGAUUAUUAUCAGCAACAAUUCGGAAUUAUGUAUAUUUAAACACUACAAAAUACUCAAACAAAGACAGCGAAUCAAAAAUCUCAGAUUCCGCUAAUGUUUUCAAGCUUGAUUUCUCUGAUAUGGCAGAUUCUGAUUAUCAUAUUUUUAAGAAGGAGAUGGAGAAAGAUAUUAAAAUUCCAGAAAGUCAAAACUUUGAUUGGCAGUGGAUUGUCUUAGAUGGUCCAGUGGAUAACUUCUGGGUAGAAAAUCUAAAUUCUAUGCUAGAUGACACUAGGACGCUGUGCUUAGCAAACAGCGAGAGAAUAACUUUGACUAGUAAAAUCAGAGUGAUCUUUGAAGUGGACAGUCUAGCUCAAGCUAGUCCUGCUAUUGUCAGCCGAUGUGCAAUGGUCUAUAUGAAUCCUGUUGAUCUGGGAUGGGAGCCUUAUGUUAAGUCAUGGCUUCUGAAAAAUUCUAAAAUUAUGAAUAAAUCAUUAGUGGAUUGUCUUGAAUUCAUGAUUAAAAGUAGUGUCACAGAUGGACUACAGUUUAUAAAGAAACAUCAGAAAUUUCAGCCAUUUCCUGUACAAGACAUAACAAUUGUUACAACUCUCUGCAGAAUUCUUGAUGCAUUCUUCGAAUUCAUGAGUAAAACUGGAAUCUUUGAACUACGUGAAGAUUUGAAGGACAUUUCAUCUGAGGAGAUAAUUUCACGUUCAAAAGUUUCUGUCAAAUUCAAAGAUAUGGAAAACAGGGGAGAAAAUGCCUGGCACAUGGAGAAAAAUCCUAUUAAGUUGAAAAAAACAAUUCAAAAGCUUUUUGUGUUUGCAUUUACUUGGGCAUUUGGAGGAACUUUACAACGUGAAGAUGAACAUGAAGAUGAUAUAAUAUUUUAUCCAAGUUCUGAACCUGAUUCACCUGCAAGAGUAACUUAUGAUUUUGACAAUCUUGUUCGUGAAUUAUUUGAAAGCAAUGCACAAAUAGGUAUCAACCUUCCAAAUGGUGAACAUUCUAUCUUUGCAUAUUUUGUGGAUAUACAGCAAUGUGAAUUUAUACCAUGGUCAGAAUUACUUCCUAAUAUUCAGACACUAAUACAAAGAGGAACUUCAAUACUAGCCGAUACUCAAGGAUCCAGUGAAAAUCUCUUGAAGAUGACAGAAUGUGGAGAGAGCAUUAAUUAUAUUGCUACCAGAGACACAACAUGCCUUUCUUUUCUUGUAAGCCUCCUUUUAAAGAAUUCCUGCCCAGUACUUCUCACAGGAGACUUUGGAGUUGGAAAAACUGCUGCCAUUAAUCAAAUGCUUGAAAAGUUAGAGGGCUCAGGAGCACUUGAUGUGAAAUAUGGAUCAAUUUUAGGAGAAGUCCUAUUAUAUAAUGAAAUUAAAAAAUCAAGGUUCUUCAAACAGAAUAUCAGCAUCUUGCUUUCUGAAACUCAUAAGACAGCAACUGGAGGGCUAGAUAAGAUUACUAAAAAGGCAGAAGUUAAAGCUGGUGAAAGUUCAUUUAAAAAUGAUAAUAAAGGAAUUAUAGUCUCUGCAAUAAAUUUUAACAUCAAUACGUCAGCUGCCAAAACUAAGGAGAUGAUUCUUAAGAAGUUAGUAAGAAGAUCUAAAGACUCUCUUGGAGCACCAAAAAAUAAUAGGAUUGUAAUUUUUAUUGAUGAUCUGAAUAUGCCAGAAUCAGAUAUGUAUGGAGCACAGCCACCCCUGGAGUUAAUCAGACAAUUAUUAGAUAUGGGAGGAAUUUAUGAUACUGAAAAAAUUACAUGGAAGAAUAUCCAAGAUGUCUCUCUAGUUGCAGCUUGUGUUUUUCCAGUUAGUAGGAGGUAUAUUAGCCCACGUCUGCUCAAACAUUUUUCCAUUCUGGUAUUGCCUCAUCUCCCACAAACUGCCAUAAAAACUAUUUUCCAGGUUCAUUUGGGAAUGUAUUUCUCUAUCAAUAAUUUCAUACCAGAAGUUCAGAAAACUAAGGAUCAAAUAAUAUCUUGCUCUCUAGCUGUAUACUAUCAAGUAUGUCAGACUAUGUUACCAACUCCAAUGAAAUGUCACUACAUGUUUAAUCUUCGAGAUAUAUUUAAGCUUCUUCUAGGUCUGCUGCAAGCUGACAAGUUUGUUGUUAACUCCAAAGAGAUGGCUGCUCUGUUCUUUGUUCAUGAAGCCACCCGAGUGUUUCAGGAUCGCUUACUUGAACAAGCUGAACAGGUGCUUUUCUAUCAGAUUCUUUCGAAAGAAGUCGAGAAUUAUUUUCAGAUUGGAAUAGAUGGAUGUGGAAAAGAAACUUGUGCAACUCUGGCCUGUUAUUUGGCAGAACACAAAAUAUACCGGGUACCUUUAUCUCACAAUUAUGCCUACUUAGAAUUCAAAGAAGAUUUCAAAAAAGUGUUCAUGCAAGCAGGAUUAGAAGGCAACCCUUCUGCUUUGAUAGUUAGUAAUUUGAACCUAGAUCAAGAAUUAUUUAUGGAAGAUUUGAACAGCAUUAUUAACCUGGGGAAAAUACCUGACUUGUUUGAAAAUGAAGAGCUGGAUGCGAUUGCCCUCAGGCUUAGAUCUCUUGCCGAAGAGUCUGGUUAUGUUGAUAAUAGGCAAAUUUUACUUUCGUUAUUCCAAAAGAGAAUACAUAAAAAUCUUCACAUUUUUAUGACCAUGAGCCCUACAAGACCUAACUUUCACCAAAACUGUAGACUAUAUCCUUCCCUGAUCAGCUCCUGCACGGUUGAUUGGUAUGAGAAGUGGCCAGAAGAAGCUCUCCUGAUUGUAGCUGACGCUUUCUUAAGAGAAAAAGUGGAUAUCAAGAGCAGAGAGAGCUUAAAAGAAAAACUUGCCCCAACAUGUGUCCAAAUCCACAGAAGCAUAAAAGAGUUGAACAUAAAAUACUUUCAAACAACUAGAAGGCCUUAUUAUAUCACUCCCAGUAACUACUUGCGAUUCAUGGAUACAUUUGCCUACAUUUUGAAGUCCCGAGAGAAGGAAAUGCAAAAGAAGAGGGAACGUUUCCAUAUGGGCCUAUCCAAGAUCCUGGAAACAACUGCUUUAGUUACAGAUAUGCAGGAGGAGCUCUUGAUUCUUGGCCCUCAAAUAGAACAAAAAACAAAGGAGAAAGAAAUCCUAAUGGAAAAACUACAGAAAGAUUCCCAAGUGGUUGAGAAAGUUCAAAUGCUUGUUAAACAGGAUGAAGAAAUCAUGGCAGAAGAAGUAAGAAUCGUAGAAGAGUAUGCUCAGAAAGCUGACAAAGAAUUAAAAAGUGUACUGCCAGCUCUCGACAAGGCAUUUGUGGCUCUAAAUGCCCUGGAUAAAGCUGAUGUCUCUGAAUUAAGAGUAUAUACACGGCCUCCUUACCUUGUACUGACUGUCAUGAAUGCAGUUUGUAUUCUUCUGCAAAAGAAACCUAACUGGACUACAGCAAAGUUACUUCUUUCAGAAACUGGUUUCCUAAAAAAAUUGAUUAACAUUGACAAGGACAACAUACCUGAGAAGGCUUUCAUAAAACUGAAGAAGAUUUUAGUCUUACCUGAUUUCAACCCAAACAAGAUUGCUCUAGUUUCUGUUGCUUGUUGCUCUAUGUGCCAGUGGGUUAUAGCUUUGAAUAACUACCAUGAAGCACAGAAGAUGUUGGGCCCUAAGCAAAUCCAAGUGGCUGAAGCUCAAAAUGUCCUAAAAAUUGCACAACAAAGGUUGGACGAAAAACAAAGAGGUUUACAGCUGGUUGAAGAACAUCUUCAGUUUUUGCAAGAAGCCUACAAAGAGAUUGUUGCUGAAAAAGAACUAUUAGCACAUCGAAGAAAACUGGCCACCAAGCGCUUACAGUGUGCAUCUAUCUUACUAACUGCCUUGGAAGAUGAGAAGACUCGAUGGCAAGAAACAAUUGAUCAAAUAGACAGCAAGUUGGAAGGAAUUUUGGGUGACAUACUAAUUUCAGCAGCAUGCAUUGUCUACAGUGGAGUGUUAACAGCAGAGUUUCGCCAACUGAUUGUGGAAAAGUGGCAGAAUCUUUGCACUGAAAACAACAUUUCUUUGUCUUCUGACUUUUCUUUAAUUGAAGUCAUGGCACAAAAACAUGAGAUCCGCCAGUGGCAUCAUCAGGGACUUCCUCUUGGUCAACAUUCAACAGAGAAUGCCAUCUUAAUCAAGAACGGCCUGCAGUGGCCACUGCUGAUUGACCCACAUAAGCAAGCACACAGUUGGAUCCGUCAGAUGGAAGGAUCUAGGCUGCAGGAGCUCUCCACUAAGGAUGGCAAUUAUAUCCAAACAAUUGAGAAUGCUAUGAAAACAGGAGGGAGUAUCCUCUUGCAGAAUCUUCCUGAAAGAUUAGAUCCAAGUUUAAAGGAAAUUUUGAAGAAGGAUAUUUACCAGAGAAGAGGUCAAUAUUUCAUAAAAAUUAAUGAUUCUGAGAUUGAAUACAAUUCCAAAUUUAGGUUAUAUGUAUCUACAGAAAUAGACAACCCCUAUUUUCCUCCAUUCCUCUAUAGUUUUGUUACUAUGAUAAACUUCACAGUAACAUUCCAAGGAUUUCAAGAUCAACUCUUAUCUAUUGUAUUAAGUCAUGAAGUUCCUCAUUUAGAAAAUCAACGUUUCCAGCUCUUAGAGAGUAUUUCCCUUGAUGCUAAGACUCUUGAAGAACUGGAACAAAAAACAUUAAAUUUACUACAGAAUGCACAAGGAUUUGUAUUAGAUGAUGAGGAAAUUGUAGACAUCUUAAGAAAAUCCAAGAUGACUUCAAACGAAAUUUCAAAGCGAAUCAAAGCAACAAGAAAAGCAGAAAGUGAAAUUGAAGAAACACGUAAAUUGUAUCUCCCCAUUGCUACUCGGGGUGCCCUGCUCUACUUUCUAGUGUCUAAUCUUGCAGAGAUUGAUUAUAUGUACCAAUUCUCCCUAGACUGGUUUCGUAAAAUUUUUGUUUCAUCAGUAGUUUCCAAAAGCAAAGAACAGGAAGAACACAGUCUGAAAAGGGAGAGAAUGUUUCUGAAAAAAGGUCAUGAAAUCACAAAUCUCUCAAAAGAGCCUAAAUUGGAAAGUGAAAAAAGAACCUUAGAUAGACAUCUUAAAAAUUCAAUAGAUACAUUGACAAGAAACAUUUUUAAGGUUGUCUCUUCAGCUCUGUUUAAUCGACAUAAACUUUGCUUCUCCUUUGGGCUUUGCAUUACAAUCAUGCAAAAUAAUGCUAAUGGAAAUUUAAUGCAGGAUGACGUUGGAUCUCUACCAGAGGAAGAAUGGAAUAUCUUCUUAAAUUCUAGCAUGCUAGUAAAUAUUAAAGGUGUAAUGCCCCAGCCUAAACUCAACAGCAUAUAUGAAACCUGUAAAAAUCAACAUCUUCAGUGGGUGUCAGAUUCCAGGUGGAAGCAGUGUCUUUAUAUCAGCAAUUCACUAGAGCCUUUUUCUCUUCUAUGUAAAUCCCUGUUAUCAAAUGUGUCACAAUGGAAUGCUUUUAAAAACAGUAAGGCUGUAUAUUUGCUGAUGAGCACAGCUUUCUCUUCAGAAAAUGCUUCCUUAGAGGAAAGUGAAAAAUCACCAGAGAUAGCUCAAGUUUUUAAUGAAAAUGAAGAAAUAUACAGUUCUAUAAAUUUUCCGUGGGAGAAACUCACUCCAUUUCAAAGACUUAUUUUGAUAAAAAUUCUUAGACCAGAAGGUUUAAAGAAUUCUGUGAAAAGGUUUAUAACUGAAAAAAUAGGAAAUGAAUAUAUUCACAGUACUGGAACCAGUUUGAAGGAAUCGUAUGAAGAAUCCAAUGCCAGAACUCCACUGAUACUUAUUCAUUCCCAUGGGAUUGACCUCACCAGUACUCUCCUGAAAUUUGCACAAGAGUUAAUGGGAACAACCAGUCAUGUGACCAUGAUUUCUUUGGGCCGUGGCCAGGCAGCUAAAGCAGAAGCCCUCAUUGUUAAGGCCUUAACCAAAACAGAGCAAUGGGUCUUCCUCCAGAACUGCCAUCUUGCAGCAUCGUUUAUGCCAAGGCUCUGCACUAUUGUAGAAUCAUUUAAUAGUCCAGAUAUGACAAUAGAGCCUAAGUUCAGGCUAUGGUUAAGCUCAAAAUCAGACAGUUCUUUCCCAAUUUCUAUCCUUCAAAAGAGUUUAAAGAUUGCAGUGGAAAAUCCCCAGGGACUGAAAAAUAAUUUACUUCAGACAUUUGGAUACAGUGGGAGUGGAGAGGUAACAGAAGAGUUAUUUGAAAAACCUGACUGUGGACCAUGGUGGAAAAAAAUUUUAUUCAGCUUGUGUUUCUUCAACGCUCUGAUUAAUGAAAGAAAAAUUUAUGGAAUAUUGGGCUGGAAUAUUGCAUAUGCAUUUAGUUCUUCAGACUUGGAGGUUGCCAUAAAGGUGUUGGAAAAUAUCCUGAGUGCUCAGUCCAGUAUUCCUUGGCAGACACUGCAGUACCUGAUUGGGGAGGUGGUUUAUGGUGGCUGGGUGACUGACAGCUGGGACAGGCGAUGUUUAAACACCCUUCUCUACAAAUUUUGUAAUCCUGAAGUGCUAAAAGAUGACUUCAGUUUCUCUACUGAUGAGCCACUGCCAAAAUCUGGAAGCAUGAAGGACUACAUACGCAUUAUCCAGUCCUUACCUGAUGACGACCCUCCUGAGCUCCUAGAAUUACACCCUGAGGCCACAAGGGGUUUCAGGGAGAUCCAGGCCCAGAAGUUCAUUGAUGAUCUCAUUGCCAUGCAACCAAGAUUUACCAUCACUAACCUCAUGUUCAGUCAUGAGAAGAGCAAAGAUGAGCUGGUGAUGGAAAUUUUAUCAGACAUGCUAAAGCGGCUGCCAGUGUCUGUAGAGAAAGAAGAAUGGGCUGGAACUCCAAGCACACUGAAGUACAUCAUGUUAAGCCCCAUCUGGGAGUCUAUUCAUAAAGAUCCCAAAGGCUAUGAUCCACUUAUCCACUGUGUCCUACUAACCUUUUUGAUCCAAGAAAUUGAAAGAUUUGAUCAGUUGCUAUCUAUUAUACAUAAGUCUCUGAAAGAUCUUCAACUUGCUAUAAAAGGAGAGAUUAUCCUUACCCAAGAAUUGGAGGAAAUAUAUGACUCUCUUCUUAAUAUAAAAGUGCCCAAAUUGUGGCAGAAAUAUGCCUACAAGUCAUGUAAGGCCCUGAGUUCCUGGGUGAAUGACCUCAUCCAGAGGCUGAACUUCUUUAACACCUGGGCCAAAAUGGCGUACACCGCAAUGCAUCAUCGGUAUAUGAGACAUGUCACAGCUUGGAAGCACUGCAGCACAUCACCUAGCCAAGACCCCAAAUACCCCACUGAGCAAAAUAGUGAAUUCUCUGAAGGAUUUCCUGCAAGAUACUGGCUCCCAGCUUUCUUCUUUCCACAAGCCUUUCUUAUCACUGUGCUUCAAGACUAUGGACGGUCCCAAGGAAUCUCUACAGAUGCCCUGACUUUUACCCACCAUGUGAUCUCGGACACCACCGACGUCAAAGACGAGGAAUUCUCCAUAAUCAUCCAGAAGAAACUCAACAUAGUCAGGCGAGCCUUUAAGGGCACAGACCCCACACAUGUUGGAGUUCACGUCUUUGGUUUAUUCAUUGAGGGGGCAAGGUGGAAUCACAAAGAAAAAAUACUAGAAGACUCGCUACCUUGUGAGAUAUGUUGUGAUUUUCCUGAAAUAUACUUCUUGCCAACAAAGAUUCCUACUGAAAGAUCAAAUGCGUCUAAGCAGACAGAGCCAGAACUCUAUACUUUUGAAUGCCCAGUUUACCAGACACCUGAGAGGUCGAGUAUUUUGACAGCUGCUGGUUUAUCCUCAAACUUUUUAACAUCUGUGUACUUAUCCACAAAGAAACCUCCUAGUCACUGGAUCACAAUGCAGGUUGCACUGCUGUGUGAAGAGAAUGAAAAAUAA
Rangifer tarandus platyrhynchus (Svalbard reindeer) is the source of this 9522-nucleotide messenger RNA. The record is from the annotation of a GenBank genome assembly. Lineage: Eukaryota; Metazoa; Chordata; Mammalia; Artiodactyla; Cervidae.